AGCGCACACAGAGCACAGAGCGGCGCCCCACCACCGCCUUUGCGUCAACCAGCCCAACCACACAGCCAGUGACACAACACAUCAGCCUGAGCUCGCAGCAUCCGCAUCUCACGGACCAGGGAGGACCAGGAGCACAUCUUCAUCCCAGCAUCCAUUCCACAACUGCCUGUCGUCGUCUGCGCACCGCAGACUCCAGGCGUGCUCAUCCUCAGAUCGCUUUUUUUUUUCCUCGCUCGAUUGGGAUUAUUUUUCUUUGUUGCAUUUGCAUUUCUCCGAGAUGGUUUGAUGUUUUAAUCGCGUUUUUGGGAGGAAACACGGGAUCUGGACGCGGCACAUCACCAUUGCAGUACGAUUAAAUUCUCAUCGAGAGGGAAAUCUGCAGACGCAGACAGAGAGCUGACAUCCAGCAGACACUGUUCAAAGGACACAUCUCCUCAGCUUUAAAUGCCCAGCUGCAGCCUGUAGCCCGGGACCUUCAGCUCCCACAAGCACCGAGGCUCUGAGACCCUCAGGACCCCCUCUGGUAGACGCUUCUCUGACCCAGUGCGGCUGAAGCCCCUGGACGUCCCCCCAGCUCCGCCAUGGGAACCGUGCUGUCUUUGUCCCCCAGCUACAGGAAGGCGGCCCUGUUUGAGGAUGGACCCGCCACAGUGGGCCACUACACGGCUGUCCAGAACAGCAAGAACGCCAAAGACAAGAACCUGAAGCGGCACUCGCUCAUCAACGUGCUGCCAUGGAAACGGAUUGUAGCGGUGUCAGCCAAAAAGAAAGGCUCCAAGAAGGUGCAGCCCAACGGGACCUACCAGAACAAUGUCACCCACCUGAACAACGAGAACCUGAAGAAGUCGCAGUCAUGCGCCAAUCUGUCCACCUUCACCCAGGAUCAGAGCACCCCUGCUCUCACCAAGAACUCCAACAACACAGCUUCAUCCGUGAAAAAGGCCCCUCUUACCAACUCUAAUGUGGCCCCCGGGACCCCAAAGAGAGUGAUUGUGCAGGCCUCUACCAGUGAGCUGCUGCGCUGCCUUGGGGAGUUCCUGUGCCGGCGCUGUUACCGGCUCAAACACCUGUCACCCACUGACCCGGUGUUGUGGCUGCGCAGCGUGGACCGCUCCCUGCUCCUGCAGGGUUGGCAGGACCAGGGCUUCAUCACCCCCGCAAACGUGGUCUUUGUCUACAUGCUGUGCCGCGACGUGGUCUCCUCUGAGGUGGCCACAGAGCAUGAGCUGCAGGCCGUGCUGCUCACCUGCCUCUACCUGUCCUACUCCUACAUGGGCAACGAGAUCUCCUACCCACUGAAGCCCUUCCUGGUGGAGAGCUCCAAGGAGACCUUCUGGGACCGCUGCCUGUCCAUCAUCAACCUAAUGAGCGCCAAGAUGCUGCAGAUCAACUCGGACCCGCACUACUUCACUCAGGUGUUUGCAGACCUGAAGAACGAGAGCCAGAAGGAGGAGGAGAGGAGCCGCCUGCUCAUCGGCCUGGACCGGAGGGUGAGGGCCAUCGCCUGACUGGCUUUCUUCAUGCAUCACGGAUGAGCGAGCAUCCUCGGCUGCAAAACCCCGGCUCUCUGGAACACCAACACCAACGGCCCCCCCCUCCAUUAACACGGAUACGACUGGACAUUUUCUGCUGCGAUGCAUAUCUGAAAGAACAGCAGCGACCAUUAAUGCUGGAUCCAUGUUUUUGCUGGACUUUUACUGUACGAGGAAAGAUUGGAUGGACUUUAAGGGCACAUUGCAUUGUGGGACUUUUGAUAAGAGGACAACAGCCGGAGGAGGUAUGGCCAAAGUGAGUGGCCAUACUGUGUGUCAGAACUUUAUUUUCAUCUAGAAAAAAUACAAGUUAAUGGAUGUUUUACUCCCCAGAGGCUAACCCCGAUGGAGGCUUAUUUAUUGCUUUUCUGGAACAAGUUUUCUUUCAUUUUUGUUCUUUUUUACUUAGAAAUGUAAUGUUUUGCACGUGUGCCAUGCAUUUUUUUUUCCAGGAGGAGGGCAGGAGCAAUUAUUCUAUCUCUUCUUUUUACUUGAUUUUAAAACCAACUGCAUCUGCAUUAGAGAAUGCUGUGAACAAAGUGACACUAGUUUUUUUUUUAGCUAUGCUUGCUAAAAUAGGCUAUUUGUUUAACCAGGGAACUUCUUUUUGUACUUUUGUCGAUAGGUUGUGUUGCAACCACUCUGGAAUGAUGUUUUUUUAAUUUGUGCUUAUGAUUCAGCAUAGAAAAUGUUAAAAACAGUGCCAUAUCUUUGAUGAAAACCCUGUAAGUCUGAGAACUACUGAACUGUUUGUCCUGCUGGUGGUUGAUGGAGGGGAUUUUCAUCUACUAAUAACUACUUACUGACACCUAAUUUAUUACCAUUUAUGUAUUUAUUUAGGCACAUUUAAUGUAAGUUAAAGGAGACUUUGCAAAGGGAAGGACAUGACAAGGAGGUUAGGUGUGCUUAUCUUUGGUGGGAAUGAAGAUUGAUCUGGUUUAUGCAAAUGAACGUUGCAGGAAUUUAUUGAUCGAAGUGUAAUUGAAAAGCCCUUAGAUCAAAACCAAUGCUUAAUCUGACCAUCACCAAAGUGACAUCAUCAAGGACACCUUGAGGAACACAACUUUGACCUUAACGCCCUGAGAACAUCUCUUAAUCCUGCAACGCCGGAUCUAACCCGACCUGCUGUCCCACAUAUCACAAACAGGAAGCACAUGCAUCUUUUUCAUGGGAAUUUUCAAUGAUGCUCGUUCUGCAGAAAAGCACAGCUUACCUUGAGGAUAAUCCAUCUGCAUCACCUCUUUAGGUGACAUCACAUUCGUGCAGAGGCUGUAGCAGAUCAGGGGUAAUCACAUUUCAGAAAGCACUCGACUAAAAUGAUGAGCAGGAGUGUGAAAUAGGGAUGCCAUUACAACUGAAAUAGUAAGCAUGCAGCUCGAUUCAGAUGUGUACUUUUGUUUGGAGCUCCUCUUCUGCAGCUUUUCUCUAUCUCUAUAAUGUCUCUCAAUCCUGGGGAACUUCAGUAUUUCUAUUACGAGGAAGCAGUUUUCCCUUAUCAUCUCCUAACAGGCUAAUUCUGCAGACUCUUCAGCAGUGUUAAUGGACUGGGCGUGCCAACAAAAGGCUUCUGUCAUGUUUUUAAAGUUGUUCCAGGAGAGUGGAAGGCUUCCCCGUCUGCUGUGUUAGUGUGAGUCAGAGGAAAUGAGCAGCUCAGAUUGUCACAUCCUGGAGUUAGAUCAAUAAAGGAAAGUUCAUUUGGAGAGCUUUUACCGGCACAAAAGGGGGGCGGCACACUUUGGAUGGGCGUCUGCUCUGGCAGGAAAAAGCAGGGCAUUGGGGUAAAGGGCCUCAAAGGAAAAAAAGAGAAUCCUUUUCUCUCUGUCCACCUGCCCCGACUCACUUGAAAUGUGCCAUUUUUUUCCACUUUGCAUCAUUGAGUAGUUGUUUGAGACUUUCAAAAGCUUAUUAAAUAUGAAAAAAGACUCAAGUGAUAGUUAAAGAUUUCUGUCAAAUUCUUUUCUGUAUCUUGUUGCGUACUUUGUAGAUAAAAACAGUGGUUAAGAAGUUCAAAAAGGGAGGCAUUCGAGGGCUGCAUGUGUGCGUGGAUGUGCGUGAGCGUGUGUGAAUGACAGCGUUUUAUUUGUACAGAAGAAUGUGUGACACAUUGUUUUCUUAUGGACUUGGAGCAAACACAGAUCACACUGGUACUAGGACUUGGUUUUCCCUUCGCUGUGGUGAGGGAGGGGUGUCGAUGCUGUUCAAUAAAACUGUUCUUUUUGAAAAAGACAAAAAAGCUCUCGCUGUAAUUGAACAUUUUUUCAGUUAGUUUCUGCUUAUUUUAAUUUAUUUUUGUACUGUGAUGGAAAAAUAAAA
Cheilinus undulatus (humphead wrasse) is the source of this 3845-nucleotide messenger RNA. It is a transcript of the gene cdk5r1b, whose product is annotated as cyclin-dependent kinase 5, regulatory subunit 1b (p35). Gene Ontology annotation, biological process: activation of protein kinase activity; brain development; positive regulation of cyclin-dependent protein serine/threonine kinase activity. Gene Ontology annotation, molecular function: cyclin-dependent protein serine/threonine kinase activator activity; protein kinase binding. The transcript has 3 exons. The record is from RefSeq and is a predicted model, not a curated record. Gene Ontology annotation, cellular component: protein kinase 5 complex; cytoplasm. NCBI's taxonomy places the organism in Eukaryota, Metazoa, Chordata, Actinopteri, Labriformes, Labridae. The coding region runs from base 582 to 1508 and encodes 308 amino acids.